UUAUAUAGAUAGCUCUGGGGUUCGUGGCGAGAUACCUAGAACGUUUUCUAAUCUACAGAACUUGGUGACAGUCUGGGCAUCAGACACUGAACUUACAGGCAGAAUUCCUGAUUUCAUAGGGAAUUGGUCGAAGCUUGCUACACUGAGAUUUCAAGGUAACUCUUUUGAAGGUCCUAUUCCAUCAACAUUCUCAAAUCUAACUUCGAUGACAGAGUUGAGAAUAAGUGAUUUGACGAAUGGAAGUUCAUCGCUGGAGUUUAUAAAAGAUUUGAAAUCCCUAAGUAUCCUAGUACUAAGGAACAACAAUAUUUCUGAUUCAAUUCCACCCAACAUUGGCGAAUUCCAGAAUUUGACACAACUAGAUUUGAGUUUCAACAAUUUGACUGGAGAUAUCCCAGCCGCGCUUUUCAAUAUGAGCAGACUUCGUCACUUGUUUCUAGGGAAUAAUAGGUUGAAUGGAUCCUUGCCUGCCCAAAAGAGUUCGUCACUCCUCGCCAUAGAUGUAUCAUACAACAAUCUAGCUGGAACACUUCCUUCUUGGGUUCAUGAACAAAAUUUGCAAGUGAACCUAGUUGUCAACAACUUCACUGUGGAAAGCUCGGAAAACAGAGCGUUGCCAUCUGGACUGAACUGUCUUCAAAGGAACUUUCCUUGUAAUCGAGGCAAGGGAGCAUUUUUUAACUUUUCAAUCAAGAGUGGUGGGCCUCAGAUCACAUCUACUAGUGGGAUUGUAUUUGAGAGGGAUAAUGAGACUCUGGGAGCAGCAACAUAUUUCGUGGCUAACACAAACAGGUGGGCAGUCAGUAAUGUUGGACUUCCUACCGGGAGCAACAAUCCCCAGUUCAUAUUCAAGUCACAAUCACAAUUUGCAAACAUGGACUCAGAGCUAUUCCAGACAGCACGAAUCUCUGCUUCAUCAUUGAGAUACUAUGGGUUGGGGCUUGAGAAUGGCAACUACACUGUGAAUCUCCAAUUUGCUGAAUUGCAAAUUGAAGAUUCUACAUGGAGAAGUGUUGGGAGGCGUGUUUUUGACAUAUAUGUCCAGGGAAUUCUUGCUUUUAAGGAUUUCGACAUACUCAAAGAGGCAGGUGGCUCUAAACGAGCUAUUUCAAAGGAAUUUAAGGCACAGGUGUCUGAAAAUCACCUUGAAGUCCAUCUUUUUUGGGCUGGAAAAGGGACAUGCUGCGUACCUGAGCAAGGUGCAUAUGGACCUUCCAUUUCAGCCAUCAGUGCUACCCCAGAUUUUCUACCUACUGUGAGGAACAAUCCUCCUUCAACUGAAAAGAAUAAAACUGGUAUGAUUGCGGGGAUCAUCGUUGGAGUGGCAGUUGUAGGCUUCAUAUGUAUUCUUGCAGUUUUCUGCAUUAUUCAAAGAAGGAAAAAGUCACGUGCUAAUGAUGAUGACGAGCUCCUAGGUAUAGAUGCCAGGCCAUACACAUUUAGUUAUGCUGAACUGAGAACUGCUACAGAAGAUUUUAGUCCUGCUAAUAAGGUUGGAGAGGGGGGUUUUGGACCUGUUUUCAAGGGAAAACUUAAUGACGGGAGAGUGAUAGCAGUAAAGCAACUAUCUGUUGCUUCCCACCAAGGCAAGACCCAGUUUAUCACUGAAAUAGCAACAAUAUCUGCUGUGCAACAUCGGAACCUUGUGAAACUAUACGGAUGCUGCAUUGAGGGAGAUAACAGACUCCUUGUUUAUGAAUUUCUGCCAAAUAAGAGUCUGGAUCAAGCACUAUUUGGGAAUAAGAACUUAAAUCUCGAUUGGUCAACACGCUUUGAGAUAUGCUUGGGAGUAGCAAGAGGACUUGCUUAUCUUCAUGAGGAGUCAAGGCUUCGAAUUGUACACAGAGAUGUUAAGUCAAGUAACAUUCUGCUUGACUCCGAACUUAUUCCUAAAAUUUCGGAUUUUGGCUUAGCCAAGCUUUAUGAUGAUAAGAAGACCCACAUAAGCACCCGUGUUGCAGGGACAAUUGGAUAUCUUGCGCCUGAAUAUGCCAUGCGAGGACAUCUUACGGAGAAAGUUGAUGUUUUUGGGUUUGGGGUUGUGGCUCUUGAGAUUGUAAGUGGGAGACCAAAUUCUGAUUCAAGUUUGGAUGGGAAGAGGAUGUACCUUCUUGAAUGGGCCUGGAACCUGCAUGAAAACAACCAGGACCUUGAACUGGUGGACUCCAGCUUGACAAAAAUUAAUGAGGAAGAAGUGAAGCGAGUGAUAGGAGUUGCUCUUCUGUGCACUCAGACAUCGCCUGCGCUACGGCCACCAAUGUCCCGUGUGGUGGCUAUGCUUUCAGGAGAUAUCGAAGUAACAGGAGUAAUCUCAAGGCCUGGAUACUUGACUGACUGGAAAUUUGAUGAUACAACCAGCUUUAUGAGUGAUUAUAAGGAAGCUGAUAACAGCUAUUGCAACUCAUCGAUAAGUACAAGCAUGAUUUUCAACUCUCCUUUAAAUGAUCAUAAACCCAUGCUUUCUGAAAGCAUCGGAGAGGGUAGGUGAAAUCUUUUUCUUUGAUUGGAGAACACGUAUGUAAUUAGGGGCUGUUAAUUGAGACACAGAUGAUUUUAACCUAUGUUUUCCUUUCUUUCUGUUCUUUCCUGAAAACAAGUUUUGAUUUUCAAGCUUUUCCCUCCUCGUACAAGUUUAUGUAGCUGAGGGAAUUUUAUGAAUCUUUUUCACCUUUCAACUUAUUAGAAUUAUGAGUUUUGUCUA
Messenger RNA from Carica papaya (papaya), 2701 nucleotides. Lineage: Eukaryota; Viridiplantae; Streptophyta; Magnoliopsida; Brassicales; Caricaceae. The record is from RefSeq and is a predicted model, not a curated record.